ACACGUGGUGAACACGCCGGACUGACUAACUCCUAAUCUAUUAAACUUUUUUCUGUCACUUUCAGAAUUGUCCCUCCCAUUUAUUGCACAUUUCAGUCCACUCUGGGACUAUUUAUAAUGUCCCAGUGGUCCAGUCCAAGGCAUGCAACGCUAGAAUUUGUGGCAGUAAAAAGGCAUGACGUCUAUGUCGUAUGAAAAAGCAGAGGGGCAUCAAUUGUUACUUCUGGAGGCCAUAUCUCAGAAAUCAUCCAUAAGUAAAAUAGAACAGCUAAUAACAGAUGGCGCUAGUGUUAAUGAUGCCACAAAGAACGGUGUUCGUCCAUUACAUUAUGCCGUGGGCAUGAAAUUCGCUGACUGCGUACGUUUAUUAUUAUCAAAAGGAGCGGAUGUUAAUCUUGCAGACGACACCGGGUUCACCCCUUUGCUCUUAUCUGCAAGCCAUGGAUGUUUCAAAGUAAUGAAAGUGCUGAUAGAAAAUUGUGCAAUAGUAAAUUAUUGUGGUGCAGAGGGAAGAGACGUUCCGAAAAGUAUACGAGAUAUGGGGUAUCUAACGUAUGAUCCCCUAAACAUGGCUAUUGAAAAUAAUCACGAGCAGUGUGUUAAACUUUUACUCGAAAAUGGAGCACAUGCAAAUAAACACUACUACAUGGGAUACGAAAUUAAUUUGAUGCCAUUAAAUCACUUGACAUGUUUAGAGUUACUGCUAAAGCAUGGAGCAAAUUCGAACUCACUUAGUCGAUAUGGUACGACACCACUUAUGAAAGCGUGUAAAGAGAAUAUUUCAAACGCAGUAAGCCUUCUUAUAAAAUUUGGUGCGAACGUGAAUUUAGGAUCUGGUACGUCUUUCAAUACGAAAACCCCACUUAACAUUGCAGUAGAAUACAGUGAAUUUAACAUAGUAAAACAAUUACUGGAAAAUUGUGCAAAAGUGUCAAUGCAGACGGGUUGUACAUACAGCCCGCUCCAUAUCGCAGUUUUGGCGGGAAGAACAGACGUAUGUGGAUUACUAUUAGCAUAUGGUGCAAGCAUUGACGGUGUAUCAGAAGAUGGAUUUUCUCCUUUGAUGCUUGCCGUUAAAUCUCAACGGUUAUUUAAUAGAUUGGAGAUAACAAAACUAUUGCUUAAUUUUGGAGCAAAUCCAAAUUUUUAUCAGAAUAAUCUAACAUAUUCGACUGUAUCAACAUCUGUUAUUGGAGAGUAUUUUAAAAACAACCCUCAAAAUUUAGAUAAAAAUAUAUUGUGUCUGCUGCUAAGAUAUGGUGGAAAAAUUAAUAUUCGAGCUUGUUUGCCAUGUGGCAAGGAAGAUCCCUUUGGGGUACUUCCAUAUUUGACUGACUCGUGUAGUGAAGAAAUAUUACGACUUCUGACCGCCACAGCUAAGUCUAUUGACCGAGAAGGAAUCAAGAAAAGUGCUAAUCUAGUCCAAGACCAACGUGACUAUUUGAUGUCUCUUACUAAAUGUCCACAGACGUUGAUUGGCGUAGUUCGGAAUAGUAUUAUCGAAAUUUGUGGUAGAAAGUUUACAAAUAAUAAUUUUACAGAUGACUUUGAAAUACCAACUAUUCUAACGAAAUAUUUAAUACGUGUAGAUCAUGAAUGUUGAAGCUAUAUGUCUUUAAAUAUAGUUACCAAUUAAAAAGUACGAUUUUAAAUGUCAGUCACCUUUUAAACAACAUUGUUCUUUCGAAAAUGGUCGUAUCUCAGAUCUAAAUCUACUUAGUUUCUAAUGUUCGUCAUUAGUCUUAAAAGUUGUACCUACAUGUUGAUGCUAAAAAUCCCAUAAACAACGUGUCUUCAUAGAACACAAUAUAUGUUUGCAAUCAAUAUGAGAAAAUCGGAGAAUAGAAAAAAAUGACAAUGCUGUUAUGUUUCAUAUUCAGACUAGUCUUAAAAAAUAUAUAAGAGCAUUCAAAUGCAGAAAAUGGUACUAAACUGAUUUUAAGUGCUUGCUUUGGUUUAUUUCUUUUUAGCUCACCUAACCCGAAGUCCCAUCAAUUUGCGUCCGCCGUCCGGCGUCCGUCGUCUGUCGUCGUUAACUUUUACUAAAAUCUUCUCCUCUGAAACUACUGUGCCAAAUUAAACCAAACCUGGCCACAAUCAUCAUUGGGGUAUCUAGUUUAAUAAAUGUGUCCGGUGACCCGGCCAACCUACCAAGAUGGCCACCAUGGCUAAAAAUAGAACAUAGGGGUAAAAGGCACCUUUUGGCUUAUAAUUAAAAAAACAAAGCAUUUAGAGCAAAUCUGACAUGGGAUAAAAUUGCUUAUCAUAUACUGAGGCCAAAUAACAUAUGAUUUUUACUGUAUUAUAAUAGCAUUAAAAUUACGUAAAUUCCAUAUUUUUUUCGAAUUGGUGCUUUGCGGGCUGAUAUGAAAUAUUUAUCACAUACUUCGGAAGUUAUCACAUGCCUUUCCGUGAUGAAUUAGACAAC
Messenger RNA from Mytilus trossulus (common blue mussel), 2428 nucleotides. RefSeq names its product ankyrin-1-like. The transcript is spliced from 2 exons. Bases 176 to 1603 code for a protein of 475 amino acids. Gene Ontology annotation, molecular function: protein binding. Lineage: Eukaryota; Metazoa; Mollusca; Bivalvia; Mytilida; Mytilidae. The record is from RefSeq and is a predicted model, not a curated record.